CACCGUCGGCUCCCUUGGCCCUAAUGCCACCUCCAUCCUCGGGGAGGAACCAGCCCGUGACAGUGUCCCGUCUGCAGAUGCAGCUCCACCUCCAAGGCCUGCAGCAGAACACCAAUGCACUGCGCAAACAACUGUCGCAGCUACGCAACAUGCAGCUGGAGAACCAGGACUCAGUGCUGGCCCUGCUGAGGCAGACAGAGUCCGAGCUCAGCCUCAUGAUGCUGGAUGCCAUGCGCACACAGGAGGACCCACUCCAGAGACAGCGCCUCCUGGUGGAGGAGGAGAGACUCAAGUACCUCAACCAGGAGGAGCUGCUCAUCCAGCAGCUGCAUGACCUGGAGAAGUCGGUGGAGGAGCUGCAGAGGAACUCUUCGGUGAAUCACGGUCUGGUGACGGAGCAGGACGUUGAGCAGAAGAGCAAAGAGCUGAGAAUGCUGGGAGAAACGCUAACAGAGCUCAAAAACCAGUUCCCCAGCCUGCAGAGUAAGAUGCGGGUGGUGCUUAGGGUGGAGGUGGAGGCUGUGAAGUUCCUGAAAGAGGAGCCUCACCGUCUGGACGCCCUGCUAAAGCGCUGCAACACCAUGACUGAUGCGAUCAGCUCGCUCCGCAGACAAGUGACGGAGGGCGUGUGGAAGUGCCCCGAAGACCUCCCCAGCCAAUCACAGAAGAGAUCUGAGGACAUGAGCCGCUGCUCGGACCUGGACAUCCUGAACAGUCCUCCUCUCAGCCUCACGGACAUGAGCUCCUGCUCUGGCCUCGCCAACUGGAUGCCCGUACCCGCCGGCGACGCAGACCCCUCGGGCCCCGAGCAGGACCUCCAGCCUCUAAUGAGCUUCAGGAACCGGGUCCUCGAUGAGCUGCCGAGUCGGCGGGCUGGAGAUAAGUCCGUGUCAGCUGAAGUCAGACUGGUAAUGAGAUGCUGA
This is a messenger RNA of Notothenia coriiceps (black rockcod), 923 nucleotides long. Its product is annotated as SRC kinase signaling inhibitor 1-like. Gene Ontology annotation, cellular component: cytoplasm; actin cytoskeleton; postsynaptic density. The record is from RefSeq and is a predicted model, not a curated record. The coding region runs from base 24 to 923 and encodes 299 amino acids. The transcript has 5 exons. Lineage: Eukaryota; Metazoa; Chordata; Actinopteri; Perciformes; Nototheniidae. Gene Ontology annotation, biological process: regulation of dendritic spine morphogenesis.